AUGGUCUUGCCCGUGCCGUUUUUGGGGGGAGGCUUUAGCAACUUGGUCAAACUAAAAUCUUUAGUCUUAGCGGGGCAUAAAGAAGGUUACUGUGUGAUAAACGGGCUCGACGACAACUCCUUCUUCAAUGUCAAGCAAAUAACUCAACUAAAUUUGAGUAAUUGCAAUAUCUGGGCGGACAAACAGACGGAGUUUAUAUUUCAGCCACUAGUCCACCUCCAGUCAUUAGACGUUAGCUUUAACAUAGACCUAGGUGUUGACUAUUUAAUGCGUGCAUUAAGGAAUAUGGACAAAAGUAACAUGAUAAGUCUCAGAAUGAAUUAUAUUGAUUCCAGUUAUCAUCCAUCAGUAACCAUCACCCAGUCAAUGGUGCAAAGUUUGCCAAUUUCGUUGCGUUAUCUGGAAGCUCAAGGAAAUAACUUUGAAUCCGUGUCUCAAGGAGCUCUUCAAUUCAUGCCUCCAAAUCUCAGCUAUAUUGACGUUGGGGAAAACAGAUUUCUUUACGGUGAAUACAUUCACGAUCUGUAUUCACUUAAAGCACUCAAAGUUCUGAAGUUGAAUGGCGGGAAUAAUCUCCACAAAAUACCUAAAUACAAACCAAUGUUCACUUUUUCUAACAAUAGCUGGCAAGGAAAUUCUAACGAUCGCCCGGAACCACUUAUUUUCAAUCUCCCGCCAAAUUUACUUUGUUUAGACAUGAGAUUGUCUGGGCUGGCCUAUAUUUUGUCAAAACUUACAAUCGACGAGAAUAAUUCUUUGGAUUCCUUAAUUUUAAGCAGUAAUUAUUUUCCUAACCUACAAGGACCUAUUUAUGGUCUUUUAAAACUACGCAAACUUUACUUAAGUAGCUGUUUUGUGCGAAUAAUCCACGAAAGAAUGUUUCAAAAUUUGAAAGAAUUACAAGAACUGGAGCUUAAAAAUAACAGACUUGAGUAUCUAUUUCAGGAUUCUUCCCGGAGACCAAUCUUCCAGGAUCAUAAAAAACUAAAAAUUCUUGAUCUAUCUGUAAAUGACCUGUCCAUUGUUGAUGGGGGCAUUUUAAAAGACCUUAACGCUCUAGAAGAGAUCAAUCUAAGUCAGAAUAACAUUUGGCAACUAAAUAUAAAUAUAUCUAAUAUAUCAACUCUUCGGGUGCUAAAUUUAAGUUACACGCAGCUUGGUACCUUGCCGUUAAAGACACGCCUAGAUAUUGAUAUUCUUGUGAGAACCCAAAACAUCACAGUUGACAUGUCUAACAACCCUAUACGCUGCGAUUGUAACAACUUAGACUUUAUACAAUGGAUGAUAAGCUCUAAAGCUUUUGAUGCCAACUUUAAUGGAUAUAAGUGCCAAUAUGCAGACUCCAGCUUAAAAGUAAUACAAGAUUCGUAUGAAGAUACACUAAAUCGUCUUCGAUUCCAAUGUGCUGACAACACUAUUAUUUUCUUGGUGGUCCUCUCUGUCACACUUUUAAUGGUCACUGCAGUUGCUGGUGCUGUCAUGUAUAGGUUUCGCUGGAGACUGAGAUAUUUGUACUACGUGGCCUACUUGGUGGUCAAACAGAAAACAAAAGACAAAGGGAGAGAAGCGAAUUUUCUAUACGAUCUUUUUAUUGCGUAUGCUUCUGAGGAUGAGGAGUUUAUUUUGGAGAGACUCUUGCCAGCAUUAGACCGUCGUGAGCUGAGAGUCCUGGUCCAUGGACGAGACUUUGCUGUGGGGGAAUUCAUCGCUUCCAACAUUGUGACUGCCGUCAAAGAGAGCCGGAAAACUUUAGUGGUUCUCACACGAAAUCUUCUCAACAGCACCUGGUGUAACUUUGAACUGCAGAUGGCCAACAUGGAGUCUGUCCACACAGGGCGUCCAGUGCUUGUGUUUCUCAUCAAAGAAUCCAUACCUACGACAGAGCUGAACUCUGACCUCUUGUAUCACCUUAAUAAAAACACGUACCUGGUGUAUCCGCAAGGGGAGGUCACUGAUGUGUUUUGGAACAAACUGGCCAGGGACAUCAUGCGUCUCUAGGCUAUUUGCUCUAAACGCACAUCGUGAGCAUGUGAACAAAUGCCAGAACGGACCAACGUAAUACAGAAUUGAAAGCAAUGUGUUGGUGAUACACUCCCAGAGUUGAGUCACACAUAAAUAAAUAAAAACUAUUAAGUUUUCAUUACUGACAUUGGAUCAAUAUUAAAAUAAGUCUAGGGGGAGUUCAUUUUACAAAAUACUUUAUUUUUGACAAACUAGUAACUUUCAUUUGUGCUCAAAUGUGUUAUAAUUUGGCUUUUAUUUCGCUUAUAUUUUGACCUUCGCUAGCUUUAAUUUGGCUUUUAUUUGUCUGUUUUAUAUUUUCAAUCUAACCACGUGUCGAUUUAGCUUUAAAUUGGCUUUUCAUAAAGACAAUACAUUUAAUAUUGAUAUGGAGCAUCCCCAGUAAGCAGGCAUAGGGAGUGGCAAGUGAGGCAAUCGCCCCAGGCCCAGUGCCUGAUGGGGAGCCACGUGAUCGUAGUGUCACCAUCAGCUUCACAACCCAGAUCAGUUCUCAUUAACUAGCACUUGUUACUUAUCUUAUCUUAUAUAAUACAGACGUUACUUCAAAAAAGAAGAUGAUUACGUCCUACGCGUCAUGCAUUUAGUCAUGCAUAUUAACCAAUGACUUAAAUUCUGCCAAGUCUUUGGUUUUCCUGGCUAGCUCAGGCAACCCAUUCCAUGCCCUAACAGCACUAGGGAAGAAGGAGUAUUUGUACAAAUUUGUCCUAGCAUAUGGGACAAGGAAUGUGCCUUUAUCUUUGUGUCUUUCAGAGUAUUUUAUUAAAUUAAUUUUGUUUUUUUAUUUGAAGAUUAUGGUUCAGUGUUUUAUGCAUGAUUGCUAUUUUACUUUUGAGUCUUCUGUCCUGAAGGCUUUCUAAGUUAAGUGAUUUUACUAAAGAUGUUACUCUAGUCAAAUGUGACUAUUCGUUUGUUAUGAAUCUCACUGCUCUAUUUUGUGUCUGUUCCAGUUUCUUAAUAUUUCCUUGAGUUGAGGGGUCCCAAACGGAGGAUGCAUAUUCUAUUAUUGGCCUAACCAAUGUUAAAUAACAUUUUAAUUUUAUGUUCUUAUUUGAUUUAUAGAAAUUUCUUUUAAUAAACCCUAAUGCUUUAUUUUAUGUUUUAUUAUAGUUUCAUCAAUAUGUGGAUUCCAUGACACUUUUUCGUUUAUUAUUUACUAAAAGCUAAAAGCAUGAAAUAGCUCUAAACAAAAACAAUGGGUAAAGUGCUAUUAAUUGCACAGAUUUAUUGUUGUUAGUCUAGAAUCUAGAUCUACAUCACAGACCUAUAUAUAUAUAAGACCUAGACUGGAAAACGGAAACAAAUUCUUAUCCGAUAAUGAUCAGAUCACAGACCUAUAUAUAUAUAGACAGUUAUGUACGUAACUCUUUUUCAAGCUGUAAGGGGGAGUCGUCCCAAUCAAUCUUUUCUGUCUUAGAAAAGUAAUGAUCUUUAGUUUUCAAAGUUUAGAAAUAAUGCAAA
Biomphalaria glabrata is the source of this 3480-nucleotide messenger RNA. Its product is annotated as toll-like receptor 4. The record is from RefSeq and is a predicted model, not a curated record. Gene Ontology annotation, biological process: immune response; toll-like receptor signaling pathway; inflammatory response. Gene Ontology annotation, molecular function: protein binding; transmembrane signaling receptor activity. The transcript has 4 exons. Lineage: Eukaryota; Metazoa; Mollusca; Gastropoda; Planorbidae. Gene Ontology annotation, cellular component: membrane. The coding region runs from base 1 to 1998 and encodes 665 amino acids.